CAUCGAUUUAUGUUCCAGCUCUAGCGCGACGGCUUCUAGAACAAAAAAAAAGUUGAGUUCGCGAAUUGCUGAAAACGCCGCUGCGGAAAUUCUGCCACCCGAAUGAAAAGCCCCACGGCGGAGAGUGCGGGUGAAUUGCGAACGGAGCGUAAGAUAAAAGGCGCAGGGCAGCACACACACGCGCGUGUGUGUGCCACUACACACCCACACACACACAUGGAGAACACUCGAGGUGGCGAAAAUAACGUAGAAUUGGCCAACGGCGGUAAGGAUUUGGCCAAGGAGUCCCCGGAACAGGUGGAAAAUGCAGUAAAACUGGAGGGUAAUACACAGAAAGAAUCGGGCGAAGAGCUCAAGCAGCAGAAAACCCUAGGAAACUGGAUAAACAGCGAGGCGGUAGUGGAAAACAACAACGCAAAUGCCCGCGGAAAUGUCAGUCCAACAACUACAAGCGCAGAAGAAGCAGCAGCAGCAGCAACAACAAAUACACAAGUUACAACAAACAGCAACACAAUACCCAUACAACAGCAACAAAUGCAGUCAGGCGAUGGGAAUGCAAAUAACACAACAACAACAGCAAUAACAAAGUCAACAGCAGAAGAAGAAGCACCAGUAGUAGAAGUAGUAACAUAUACAACUGCAGAGGCAGUUGCAAAAACAACAAAAACUGCCUUGGCAGAGACAACAAUAACAACCACAACUACAGACGAGAAGACAGAAGAGCGCAAUCACAAGAAGCAGAAGAAAAGAGAUAAGGAGCGGGAUGACGAUAAGAAUCGACGCAGCAGCAGCAACAACAACAGUAGCAGCAAGGAUCGGGACAAGGAAAGAGAGCGGGAGCGGGAACGAGAGCGCGACAGGAACCGGGAGAGCAACUCCAAAACUUCCAAGGAGAGCGACUACAAGUCCAGCUCAUCGCGCAGCAAGGAGAAGAAGUAUCACCGCAGCGAUAGGGACAGAGAAAGGGAGAGAGAGCGCGAUCGGGACAAGAUAACCUCCUCGUCAUCGAGUUCCUCUUCCCACUCGCAUCGUCGCCGGAGUUCCGAUAGCAGCCGGAGCAGUCAAAACAGCUCCUCCAAGUCGAAGGAUCCUGUGGCGGAUCAGGUUCUGCCACAGGCCGUGGCUGCUGCGCUAGAGCAGCAAAUUAAAGUAGAGGAGGGCAUUAAAAAGGAACCUAUGGAAAUUAAAAAAGGAGCGGAGUCAGAACCAUCACCAGUACUUACUAUUCUUAUCAAAACUGAAGCGGAAAUCAAAAAGGAAUCGACAGUGGAGCCAUCUAAACCAUUAGUAAAUGGCGAGGCGGCAAACAAAACCCGAGAGGAGGUCACCAGACAACUAAACUUCGGGGACAAGAGCUCCAAUUCUAAGCUUAUGCCUUCGCCGGCACCGAAAACAAAUUCCGGGUCAAACUCCUCCGCCAACAAUCAUUCCUCCAGUCAGAGCAGCAGCAAUCGAAAGCCCUACACGUCGUCAUCGUCCUCUUCAUCCUCCAGCAACCAUCACAAGAGUUCUUCGUCGUCAUCCUCCCGCCACUCCUCCUCUUCGUCCUCAUCCCGGGUCUGUUCCACGUGCUAUAAGCGCUCCAAGAUCCGGCGGACCAGCGUAGGCGUUCAGUGCCUGCAACAUGCACCUGCAGCUGGACCGUGGCAAACUGUUCAGAGCCUGCCGCCAAAGCCAAACCGGAAACCACCAGCUGGCUUGGAGAACCUUAAGUACGGCUGCUACUUCCAGGUGGAGCAGUACCCAAAUGGAGGAGCCUCCAUCGUUCACCUGUAUCAGCAUGAAAUCGAUGCUUUGUCACCGGAUGAAAUGGAAGAGCUGGUGGACGAGUUCUUUGAGGUCUGCUUCGCCGAGGAUGAACAGGGUUAUGCCCACCAUGUGAUGGGCAUUGUCCACGAUGCAGCGCGGUAUCUGCCCGAUCUGCUCGAACACAUGGCCGAGAACUACUCAACGCUGACGGUGAAGGCGGGUGUUCUCGGUCGCAAUUCGGACAUCGAGACCUGCACGAUGUCGCAAUACAAUGAGCAGGUGGUACGCAACUAUUGUCAGGGAACAUUUCGAUAUGGACCCCUGCAUCAAAUCAGUUUGGUUGGCAAAGUCCAUGAAGAGGUGGGCGGAUAUUUUCCUGAUCUUUUGGGACGUAUUGAAAUGAACCCAUUUCUGCGAAAGACCAUGCCUUGGGCUUGUAAUUCCAUACUUCAAACGGAUCCUCGUCAAUCGAACGAUGGUCCCAUCCUCUGGAUACGUGCUGGAGAACAGUUGGUACCGACAGCAGAGCUUAAUAGCAAGACCCCGCUCAAAAGGCAAAGAACUCGUAUCAAUGAACUGAGAAAUCUACAAUAUCUUCCCCGACUGUCGGAGGCCCGCGAAACGAUGAUCGAAGAUCGGACCAAGGCGCAUGCUGAUCAUGUAGGGCACGGCCACGAGCGCAUCACCACUGCUGCAGUUGGCAUUCUUAAGGCCGUGCACUGCGGCCAAACUUAUACGCAGAACCGCAUCACGAAAGACGUGGUUGCUUUUGCCGCUCAGGACUUCAACACAAUGGUGGAAAUGCUGCAGCUGGACCUGCACGAGCCCCCGAUCUCGCAAUGUGUGCAGUGGAUCGAGGACGCCAAGCUGAAUCAGCUACGCCGCGAGGGCGUCCGCUAUGCCCGUAUCCAGCUGUGCGAUAAUGACAUAUACUUCCUACCCCGCAACAUAAUCCACCAGUUUCGCACUGUCACGGCGGUGACGAGUGUAGCUUGGCACCUGCGCCUGCGACAGUAUUAUCCCGGACAGGAGGUGAUCAACGAGAAGAAUAACCCUGUGCUGGCCGAAACACCACACUACAAGGAGAAGCAAACGAUCCUGCCCAACCCGAUUAGCCACGACGAAUGUGGCAAAAAGACGCCCUCCAAGCGUGUGCACGAUGGCAGAGCAAAGAAAAAAAUUAUUGACCUCGAUGGCAAAGAGCGGCGUUCCAGCGAGAGCAGCAUGGACGAACAGCCAUCUGCAGGGAGUUCCUCGCCAAGUCAGAACCAGGAAAGCAACAGCAACAGUAACAGUAGUAGUCAUAGCAGCGCCAGUGGUGCUAGCACGCCCAAAAAGAAGGCAAGCAAGGAUGACACCAAAAUAGAUAUGAGGAAAAUGGUUCUGGAGCACAAAUUUAAGCUGACCAAAGCGGCGGUUGUCGGGACUCAAGAGAAGGAGAAGCCCAAGAAGGAUAAGGAGAAGGAAAAGUCUAGGGAAAAAGAAAGAGAAAAAGACAAGGAAAAGGAGAAGGAGAAGGACAAGGAACGGAGGAGCGAAUCAACGCCCAAAAAGCAUCCUACGCCAGCCAAAACCUGCUCCAUAAGUGAGCCUUCACCUGCCAAAAUUCCCCGUUUAGGCAAUGACACGGUUACCAAUCCUCCCGCUCCUGCAGUUGUUUCUACAGCUACUCCUACAGCUGCUGUACUCAAACCUGCACCCACACCCAUAUCCGCUCCGGUACCACAUGUUCCAGCUCUGCCUGUAGCUGCUGCCCCAUCCUUCCUGUCAGGACUGCCACCGCCACUAGUGCCUCAGACGCCCUUCAUCCAUCGCCUAAACCAAAAGGAGCCCGAAAUCAAGAUCCAAGUGAAGAUCGUGUCCGAUAGCAAAAGUGAUAUCAGUACCUCCAGUCUAGCACAAUCAACAGCAGCAGUAGCACCACCUCCACCGCCACCACCAGAUCCUGUUGAGGAAGUGGAUGUGGGCAACGAGCUCAUUGUGGAGAGCACUCCUCAAUUGGUCGUUGAUCACGAGGAAGAGGUAACUGAAGUGUGUGCGGAGGAGAUUGUGGAAAUGGAUAUACCGAUUCCCAAAGAAACAUCCCCAGUUGUUGCGUCUGCACCACUAACUGCUAUUCCCCCACAACUAACUACUACUCCUUUACCACCCAGUCCGGCUCCCGCUCCCAUACCGCUGUCUGUACUCCAUCAACUACCGAUGCCAAUUGUAGCUGCUCCACCUCCUCCGCCACCAGCUCAAAUUGUAAAGGUGGUUCUCCCAGCCUCUUUGACUCCCAUCACCAGGAUGUCAGUGGUUUUACCACCCUUGCCGCCAUUACCGCCUUCGCGGGCAACUGCACCACCGCCACCACCGCCGCCACCGAGCACCAACAGCAGCGGCACCACAAUGCCCAUAGCUGCCACAGCAUCCCCGCUAAAACCCACCUACAAAACCAUUAGUUUGCCCUCCCACAAGAUCAUCAUCGCAGGCGCCACCGGAGGAAACAGAGUCUCCGUGGCAAAAGGGGCAAACAAGAGACCUGUGGACCUCUUGGGAUCCAUCAUGGCCAGCAUGGACAAGCCAGCGGGGAGUGGCUCCAAUAGUAACUCCUCAUCAUCGACAUCCUCGGCAACAACGAAUAGUUCGCUCUCCUCUUACGCCAACUCCAACAAUAGCUUCUGAAAUUGGAAGGGGGAGUGGAAGGAGAGCGAAAGAAGAGGCUCCUUUUUGGACUUUAUGUGAAACUAUAUAUUUUGUAAGUUUAGAAGCCACUCAAGAUUCCGUUUAACGGAUUUCGAGGAGCUAAAUCGUUUUCAGAUCUCUAAGCGCUUAACGAGAUUUUCAUACGUAAAUGUAUCGCUCACUUACUGCAAAACUGUCGUGGCUAAAAAAUUUCAGAUUUUUUUUUUUUACAGAUGCGGAAAUAUUUGCUAUUUCAGUCUUAAUAUAUUGUAUAAGAGUUAAUAUACAAGAUUUAUGAAAGUAGUAAGUUAUUGUUAUCUAUUAUAGCUUUUUUAAGCCACAGUAGGUUUGAAGUAGUGAGCGCAAUCUCCUUCAGUGACGAGAGAUCUUCCUUUGUAUAUAGCCAAAAGCUUAUAUGUAGUCCUACACCUCACAUACAAACACCCCUAUAUUUGAUAACGAAACGUAGAUUUGUAAGCUCAAACUGCGAGACACUUGAUAGAGAUGUAGUUUUUUAAUUUAUUUACACCACCAACCACACAGCAGGCACUUUUUAGAUACAACAAUUGAACGUUUUUUAAAUGCAGGCAGGUACAUUUAACUGUUAUAGUGUGUAUUUUUAAUGGCACGCACCUUAUUGGCCAGAGACACUCGUACUCGUUAAAAGUAUAAAUUAAAAGCCAUAAGGCUUGGCAAAGGUCCCAGUUUGAUUUCCUUCUCAACAACUUUUUUGAAAAGUGUUUUGAAAGUGCGUAGAACAAUACACACAUUGAUAAUUACAAUAUAUAUAUACACCAUAUAUAACUGUAGAUUUAAGCCAGCUUACACGUUGAAGAAACAAUAAAGAUUCGGAUCGUACAAAAAUAAA
Drosophila gunungcola (fruit fly) is the source of this 5281-nucleotide messenger RNA. RefSeq lists its product as uncharacterized. Gene Ontology annotation, cellular component: nucleus. The record is from RefSeq and is a predicted model, not a curated record. The transcript has 9 exons. Lineage: Eukaryota; Metazoa; Arthropoda; Insecta; Diptera; Drosophilidae. The coding region runs from base 103 to 4413 and encodes 1436 amino acids. Gene Ontology annotation, molecular function: DNA-binding transcription factor activity. Gene Ontology annotation, biological process: regulation of DNA-templated transcription.